CGUUAACCUGUUUUUUAGUGUUAGCUGGAGAAAGCCUGGCCGUCCCUGUCGAUCAAACUCAGGGUGUGAAUUUAUUAUCAGCUCUAAGAAUGAAUUUUCCGCUGUUUAGUUACACGACGCAAACUUCUACGUUGACCGAGACCUCGAGUAACAACGCAAUGGCUCCCUUCUGUUGUCUGUGCCAGGCUUGUCAACGUCACUGGACCAUGCCGACUUCAACCAAGAGGCCAAGACGACAAUGGGCGCAUUUUCCAAAUGGAACAACCUGAAGUCCUCACUUUUGAUGACGAGAUGGGUGAAGCUGACGCUCUCGUACAAUUGCAGCCAACAGUCACGUUAAAAGUGGAACCGACAGUCAUGCCGGAUAAUCUGGAAGCGAAUUCAAAAAUGAGAUUGGAAGCGUCCUGGUCUGAUCCAGCACAUAAGGGCGAAGGUAUUGACGGCCAAAGUAGUCCAGGCUUAACUGAUGCCAUCAGGGCAUUCUUCAAUGUUGUACAAAUCGAAAGGACGACGUCGACGGUGCAAUCAACCACAUUUCUGCCAUUCACGACGAAAACUAUUUUCAUUAUGAAGUGCACGCCACUGCCUUUCACCGUUUCUAUUUGUUCACGAGGACCAAAAGGUCCCAGACGGGACUAAGCAUAGCAUCAAUUGAAUUUAUUUUCGAAAGCCCCAAUCAACAAUACCGUCCACAAACAUCAUUUAACUUAAUUAUUUAUUGACAAAUGCUAAACUCUGUAUAUUUUUCUUAACGUGAAAUAAAAAUGUAGUUCCAAAUUUUACUCGA
This is a messenger RNA of Daphnia magna, 787 nucleotides long. RefSeq lists its product as uncharacterized. The transcript is spliced from 3 exons. The record is from RefSeq and is a predicted model, not a curated record. Bases 256 to 639 code for a protein of 127 amino acids. Lineage: Eukaryota; Metazoa; Arthropoda; Branchiopoda; Diplostraca; Daphniidae.